AUGCUAACCGAUACCCCUACCCCCCGUCCGCUCUCGCCUGGUACAGAGCGAAUCUUGUCGACUCUGCCGACGCAAAUAAGCGACAACUAUCGGGGCCUUCUCAAUGGACCAGAUGCGCAAGGGCAUCUCCAGAUGUUGAGAGAACAUAAACGGAUAUAUCGAGAAGGAAUCGAACAAGCUCGAAUAGAAGCUACUGCCGCUGCCGCUAGAGAAGCUACGCGAUCCGUUCCGGUCGCUACCCCUUCUGUUACGCCAGCUAGCAUUCUAACUCCUGUUCGAUCGGAAGUAGAUGAUCAAGUUCGAGCACACCGAGAAGUAAAGAAAGCUUUGCUGAAACAAGUCAAGGGAAUCCGGGACUAUCAUAGAACGGUUCAGUACGACGCUGCCCAGAAGUUCCUUCUUAAUUGCGAACGUUUUUUUGCAGAAACAGCCCGUUUCGCUGGCGUCAAACUUAAUGAUGAUGAUAAGGUUGCGCACGCGCGUAGAGCCCUGGUGAAAAGAGCAAAUGAACAAUGGGAGACGCACCGCCGUCAAUGUGCGUUAUCGUUCCAAGACGAAAUCAGAACGUGGCCCCAGUUCAAAGCAUAG
Molecule: messenger RNA, 588 nt
Organism: Penicillium cosmopolitanum
Lineage: Eukaryota; Fungi; Ascomycota; Eurotiomycetes; Eurotiales; Aspergillaceae
Exons: 1
Coding region: 1-588 (195 amino acids)
Source: RefSeq, a predicted model, not a curated record